Molecule: messenger RNA, 3678 nt
Organism: Perca flavescens (yellow perch)
Lineage: Eukaryota; Metazoa; Chordata; Actinopteri; Perciformes; Percidae
Product: mitogen-activated protein kinase kinase kinase kinase 3
Exons: 35
Coding region: 164-3163 (999 amino acids)
Biological process (GO): intracellular signal transduction; protein phosphorylation
Cellular component (GO): cytoplasm
Molecular function (GO): MAP kinase kinase kinase kinase activity; ATP binding
Source: RefSeq, a predicted model, not a curated record
AUGUCCAUUGCGCAUGCUCAAUGCGCAUUGGAAGCCAUGUUGGAGCUACAGUGGGUUCGGGCUGGGAUUUUCUGACGCCGUAUGUUUUUCUUAAAAUAUCUGUUUUCAUACAUUGUCGGAGUUCGUCAAACGUGCGCGAUCGGCGCCGUAAUCGGCAUUGGAAAUGAUGAACUCCAGUGUCGACCUGUCCCGGCGGAAUCCGCAGGAGGAUUUCGAGCUGAUCCAGCGGAUAGGAAGCGGCACAUACGGAGAUGUGUACAAGGCUCGUAAUGUAAACACAGGAGAGCUGGCUGCUAUCAAAGUCAUUAAACUGGAACCGGGUGAGGACUUUGCUGUCGUCCAGCAAGAGAUUAUAAUGAUGAAGGACUGUAAACACUCCAACAUCGUAGCCUAUUUUGGCAGUUAUCUCCGGAGAGAUAAGUUAUGGAUCAGUAUGGAGUACUGUGGAGGAGGUUCUCUGCAGGAUAUCUAUCACAUAACCGGGCCUUUGUCAGAGUCACAGAUAGCCUACAUGUCACGGGAGACUCUGCAGGGUUUAUACUACCUACACAAUAAAGGCAAAAUGCACAGAGACAUUAAGGGAGCCAACAUCCUCCUGACAGACAACGGCUAUGUUAAACUAGCUGACUUUGGUGUAUCGGCCCAGAUUACAGCAACCCUAGCCAAGAGGAAGUCGUUCAUUGGAACUCCGUACUGGAUGGCUCCAGAGGUAGCAGCAGUAGAGCGGAAAGGAGGUUACAACCAGUUGUGUGAUAUCUGGGCUGUGGGCAUAACUGCAAUAGAGCUGGCUGAACUGCAGCCACCCAUGUUUGACCUGCACCCCAUGAGGGCUCUCUUCCUAAUGACCAAGAGUAAUUUCCAGCCUCCUAAGUUGAAAGAUAAAGUCAAGUGGACAAAUAACUUUCACCAUUUCGUCAAACUGGGCCUCACCAAGAACCCAAAGAAGAGGCCCACAGCUGAGAAACUGCUGCAGCAUCCUUUUGUGUCCCAGCCUCUCAGCAGGACGCUGGCAAUAGAACUGCUGGACAAAGCCAACAACCCCGACCACAGCACCUACAAUGACUUUGAUGACGAUGACCCCGAACCAGAGUCUCCGGUGUCUGUUCCUCAUCGUAUUCGUUCCACCAGCAGGAGUGCCAGAGAGGGAAAGACGCUGUCAGAGAUUAACUUUGGUCAAGUGAAGUUUGAUCCUCCCUUAAGAAAGGAGACAGAACCUCAUCAUGAACCGUGUGAAUCUGAGCCCUAUCUGGACUGUGUUGAGGAGCUCUACUAUACCGCGAGAUCUAAUCUGGACUUGCAGUUGGAGUACGGGCACGAUUCACCAAGUCUACUGGGUGGAAACAAGAGUCUUCUCAAAUCUGUGGAGGAGGAGCUACAGCAGAGGGGCCAUGUGGCACACUUAGGGGAUGAUGAUGAUGAGGAUGAUGAUGGUGCAGAUGAUGAUGAAACUCACACUCAUAAAUCAAGCACUAUCAUGAGGCCAAAGGUCCCACCUCCCCUUCCUCCCAAGCCCAAGUCCAUCUGCUCAUCCCAACCCCAGCAGCAGCAGCAACUAAAACACGACGACAGCCAAUCACACAGCGAGGACGAUGGCGGAGGGGGAGGGACCAUCAAACGCUGUCCAGUCCCAGAGACGCCGAGCCCCGCCAAGGCCGCCUCCAACGUCCCUCCGCGGCCCCCGCCCCCGAAGCUGCCACCCCACCGCCGCAGUAGCCUAGGUAACGAGAGCCCGACGUGCGCGGACGUCGAAAACUCUGCCCCAGAGGAUGAUGGGAGCUUUAGGCAUUUCUGGGAGUGGCUCCACACGCCUCACACAGAGGAGGAGCUGGAGGAGGCAUGGGAGGUGCUGAAGGAGGUGAAAGAGGAGCAGGAAAAAGAGGAGAAAAAGGAAGAGAGUAACGGGCUGAACACAGCUCCACAUCCACAUAGUGGAGAGAGGGACAGUCCAGCAGACAGACAGUCCACCAUGCCCCCUAGUGUCCCCAUACGGAAAGACAAGAAGGACGUUCCGAAGCCAAUCAGUAAUGGCCUCCCCCCUACACCCAAAGUCCAUAUGGGUGCGUGUUUCUCCAAGGUGUUCAACGGCUGUCCUUUGAAGAUCCACUGUGCCACCUCCUGGAUCAAUCCCGACACCAGAGACCAGUAUUUGAUAUUCGGAGCUGAAGAGGGAAUCUACACAUUAAACCUUAAUGAGCUACAUGAGACCUCCAUGGAACAGCUCUUUCCUCGGCGGUGCACCUGGCUAUAUGUCAUGAACAAUUGUCUUCUUUCCAUAUCUGGAAAAGCCUCACAACUGUACUCCCAUAGUCUGAGCGGUAUGUUCGAACAGGCCAGACAGUUACAGAAGUUACCAGUAGCCAUUCCCACACACAAGCUGCCUGAUAAGAUGAUUCCCAGGAAGUUUGCGGUGUCCAAUAAAGUUCCAGACACUAAAGGGUGCCAAAAGUGCUGCGUAGUUCGUAACCCGUACACAGGCCAUAAAUACCUGUGUGGAGCCUUUCAGUCUAGUGUCAUGCUGUUGGAGUGGGUGGAGCCCAUGCAGAGGUUCAUGCUCAUCAAGAACAUCGACUUCCCGUUGCCGUGUCCGUUGGAGGUCUUUGAGAUGUUGGUGGUCCCGGAGCAGACUUACCCUCUGAUCUGUGUGGCGGUCAGUAAAGGCACCGAACUCAACCAGGUGGUUCGGUUCGGCACCGUCAACCCCAACUCUACCUCCUCCUGGUUCACAGAAGCAGACACCCCCCAGACGUGUGUGAUCCAUGUCACCCAGCUAGAGAGAGACACUAUCCUAGUCUGCCUUGACCGGUGUAUCAAGAUAGUGAACCUCCAGGGCAGGUUGAAAUCCAGCAGGAAGUUGUCAGCCGAGCUCACCUUCAACUUCCAGAUUGAAGCCACAGUUUGUCUCCAAGACAGUGUACUGGCCUUCUGGAGGCAUGGCAUGCAGGGACGCAGUUUCAAGACCAAUGAGAUCACCCAGGAGAUCUCUGACAGCACACGCAUCUUCAGACUACUGGGAUCAGACCGACGUUUCGACUGUAGAGAUCCAGAUGCAGAGGAUAGAGGCCUCACUCUGCCCAGGGUGGUGGUGCUGGAGAGCAGGCCUACAGACAACCCUACAGCCCACAGCAACCUCUACAUCCUGGCAGGCCAUGAAAACAGCUACUGAGACAGACAGACACACACACACACACACACACACACACACACACACACACACACACACACACACAGACAGACACAGAUCCGCACAUAAACACACUCUCUAAACAGCCUACGGGAGACACACUUGGCCCAACCUAACCAUUAACCCACCCAACCUCCUGUGUAACUGGGAGAUGAGCUGUUCACGGGUGCAGAUGUCGAUUCCCAGUCGCAGACGUUUAAAAAUGCACCGCGGUUACAGUUACAUGUGUAUUAGUUAAGCGUGUUGUAGUAGGGCAGCGGGUUGUGGAGCUGUUUCUGACAGGGCCAGGGUUAAAACUGCCGGUCUGAGGCCAGUUUAGGUUGAGAUAGCCGAGGGAAUCUGCACCUCAGUCGAGCGACGUCCUUCCUGAUACCAUCCCACCUUUUCCCCCUUCAUACUGCACCCUGGGGAAACCGCAUCCAGCACAGAAGUCUGACAUCAACACUACUUCUACUACUAGUUCUACACAUACUACUACUAAUGCUUCUUGCGCUAAA